UUUCUCGGCGUAAGUUUGGGCGAUUUUCUUCAGAUUUGAUGUGGUUUAAGUGGAAAUUAUCGAAGAAAAUGGAUUAGUUUGCAAAGCUUAGGAAGUCCGGUAAUCAAUAGAAGAAAACGCAAUGUGUCUUGUUGACGAUAAAGAAAAAUUAGGAUGACUGACAAUAAACUUGCAUAUUUUCGAAAUAGGUGACAAUGCUCUGUGUGCUAAAAUAUAGAGAUGAGAUUAUGGGUUUAUACUGUGUACUUCAUGAUUUUGGCGGCAAAGAAAAGGAAUAGAUUUCUAGGAAAACGUUUUGAGAGGAAGGUGACUUCAUUUUCUCAUGAAAAAAAUAACGCUGCUUCUAAAUGCACAGAAGCCUCCCUCGCUCCCCCGAGCGACGCCGAGCCCCCCAGCCCGCCCCGUCCUCGCGCGCAUUAUUGGAAUGGUGGAGGAGGCGGUGGCACGAGGCGUCGAAGGAGGAUCUCCGAGCGAAGGCGACGAAGAAGCUCCUCUCAGCGCUCACCUCUCCUUGGCUCUCCUCUCCCUGGCUCCCGAUCGUGCCCUGCCUCUCCUCCCCGUGCCCCCUUCGUCGGCUGGUCGUCGCAAAAUGCCUAACAUCAAGAUCUUCUCGGGGUCGUCCCAUCCCGACCUGGCGCAGAGGGUCGUGGAUCGCCUGGGCAUCGAUCUGGGGAAGGUCGUCACCAAGAAGUUUUCCAACCUGGAGACCUGUGUGGAGAUUGGGGAGAGUGUCCGAGGUGAAGAUGUGUACAUCGUGCAGAGCGGCUGUGGGGAGAUCAACGACAAUCUCAUGGAGAUGCUCAUCAUGAUUAAUGCUUGCAAAAUCGCCUCUGCAGCCCGAGUAACGGCAGUCAUUCCAUGUUUCCCUUAUGCUAGACAAGACAAGAAGGAUAAGGAACAGGUGGCAUAUAGGCCUCUAUCACGAGCCCCAAUUUCUGCCAAACUUGUUGCCAACAUGCUCUCCGUGGCUGGCGCUGACCACAUCAUCACCAUGGACCUCCAUGCCUCUCAGAUCCAAGGCUUCUUCGAUAUUCCUGUCGAUAAUCUGUACGCUGAGCCUGCAGUCCUCAAGUGGAUUCGGGAGAACAUACCGGAGUGGGGGAAUUCCAUUAUAGUAUCUCCUGAUGCCGGUGGGGCCAAAAGAGUCACUUCUAUAGCUGACCGACUGAACGUAGAGUUUGCCUUGAUUCACAAAGAGCGCAAGAAAGCCAAUGAGGUGGCUUCGAUGGUGCUGGUUGGAGACGUGAAGGACCGCAUUGCCAUCCUGGUUGAUGACAUGGCAGACACCUGUGGCACAAUUUGCCACGCUGCUGAAAAGCUCAUGGAGGCUGGGGCAACCAAAGUGUAUGCCAUCCUUACUCAUGGCAUCUUCUCUGGGCCUGCAGUCACUAGGAUCAACAACGCAUGCUUUGAGGCAGUUGUCGUAACCAACACGAUACCCCAAGAGCAGCACAUGAAGGAGUCUAAUAAAAUCCAGUUGAUUGACGUGUCCAACAUUUUGGCCGAGGCAAUCCGUAGGACCCACAAUGGAGAAUCCGUCUCCUUCCUGUUCAACUCUGUCCCUCUCUAGAUGCUGGUUGAUGUUUGAUGAUGGGUGCUACAGUUGAUGAUGAGUUGAUGGUGAUGAUGAUGAGUCAGAUAGGUGUAUUGAUAUCUCCUUGGUGUUUGCCGAAGCAAUACGGAGGACCCACAACGGAGAGAGCGUUUCGUACUUGUUUAGUAAUGUUCCAUAUCACUAGGACUCAUCGUUGUACAUAACUACUUGUGUGGUCAAAGCACUGUUGUACCAUCAUGCUACAUAUGUUUAUUAAUGUUUGAGUGUGAAUGGUACUGGUGCCUAAAUUGUCAUCUUUUUUUUUGUUUUUUCUCUCUCACAUGUGUAUUAUAUACAAGAUAUAUAGAUCAACAAAAACUGAUUAAAAAAAUAAUAAAUAUAGGAUAAAGGACUAAGAAUCCCAUCUCCCAAUUGGCAUAUGUAGGAGUGCCUAUUUUUAUACCACAUCAGGCCUGUGAGUAAUAUAUUAAUGUAAUGUAAUGCCUUAUACUAAAUGAUUAAUAAUUAAUCACACCCAUUUCUCUCCCUUGAUGCAGACGCAAAGGGACAAGUUAAAGAAAUAAAAAAUAUCUUUUGUUAUAUUGUCUAAAUAUGUUUUGAGAGCAUAUAUAUAUUUUCAAUAAAUUUCCCAAAUUUUUGUA
This is a messenger RNA of Penaeus chinensis, 2196 nucleotides long. RefSeq names its product ribose-phosphate pyrophosphokinase 2 (gene Prps). The transcript is spliced from 9 exons. Bases 323 to 1570 code for a protein of 415 amino acids. The record is from RefSeq and is a predicted model, not a curated record. Gene Ontology annotation, molecular function: magnesium ion binding; ribose phosphate diphosphokinase activity. Gene Ontology annotation, biological process: 5-phosphoribose 1-diphosphate biosynthetic process; purine nucleotide biosynthetic process; ribonucleoside monophosphate biosynthetic process. Lineage: Eukaryota; Metazoa; Arthropoda; Malacostraca; Decapoda; Penaeidae. Gene Ontology annotation, cellular component: cytoplasm; ribose phosphate diphosphokinase complex.